UAUGUACCUACAUGUGUAUUCCGGUUAUCAUUUACUCAGAAUUUGUUAGCUUGUGACGAAAUAAUACACUUAUUUAUCUAAAAUUAUGAUGAAUACUUUUUCUGUACUUAGCCUGUGUUAAAAGGAAAGGCACAAAUACAAAUGACUUUAUUGUGGAUCAUAAUUCAAAUUAAGUCAACUAUGAGUAACAAACAGAAGAAAAACAAGCUUGACUUGUACCUUACAGAAGUGUUUAAUCAUUUCAUAGCGCUAAAGGAUAAUGACGUAAAAAGAUCACAAGAGGUGUUCAAAAGUGUUUUUGAACAAGUCAAGGAUGCUAUGGGGGAGCAGUGUAAUUAUUUUGCUAACUACAGCAGCCAGGUUAUGUAUGGUGGGAGCGUCUACGACGGGAUCAAAGUGUCGAAACUGGACGAGUUUGACAUGGACAUCGUCAUACGACUACCGAUUAGCUACGAGGACGGCGAGAACGGCAUCACCAUUGAAAAUGAACAACCCGGAUUUGUGAAACUAAAAAUUACAAAAGCUUUUGAUAACCUCGUAACACAGAGUAAUUGGGAGUUAUGCCAUAAAGUCACUCACACGUGGCGAGACAACGAUUCUUACCUUAGGCAAGACAUGUUUCGCAAUUGGAUACAUAGUAUAGUCCAGAAAGCCAUGAAUGACCUACAUAACAAAGUUACAGUUAAUGGGGUGACCUAUUCGUUAAGUUACAAGAAGUCCGGUCCGGCGUAUACCCUGAAAAUUGCCAGUUUGCCGGAUAAUAAAGAUGAGCCGUUCAAACUUGACGUGGAUUUAGUGCCCGUCAUUAGAUUCACUCAUCCCCGCUGGCCACAGGGCUACAGGCAACCCAACGUUACGACCGCCAAGGACUGGUUAGUGGUGCCUAAGCCGAAUAAGGCCAUCAAGGACGGGCAGCUACAGAAUCGCUGCUGGCGGCUCUCGUUCCAGGACUUCGAGAAGGAGCUCAUGAAGGGUUGCCAAAACCUCAAAACUACUAUUAGAUUGGUGAAAAAGAUGCGCGACGUUCUCGAAAUGAAAGCCAUAGCGAGUUAUUACAUUAAAACUUUAUUUUUAUGGAAAAUUUCUCAAAACGAUAAGAAAUAUUGGGAAACAAAAGUCAGUGCUCUUUUCAAGACGAUGGUAGGGGAGUUACACAAAGCUAUUCAAGACAAGAACAUACCAUAUUUUUGGAACGAGGACAACAAUUUAAUCGAGAGUUUAAAUGAUCAUCUACAACGUGAUUACACACGAAAACUACAAAAUGUACUCGACGGCAUCGACUCGGAUGAUAUGGAUAAAGUUCUCAUCGCGUUGCUUACUACUGACGAAUUGACGCUGUUUAAGAGAUUCGACUUCUAUCAAAAGAGUAUUUCUUCAAUACGACUUCCGCGAAGAUCACAAAAAUUAACACUUGACGCUGAUCUCGUUAAUAAUUUGGAAAGUAAAAUGUUAGAAUUGACUACAAAAUUAAAAGAACUCACUGAGAAAAUGAAUAAUAUGAAUACAAAUGAAGAUGAAUAUCCAGAAGUUGUACAGGAAGUAAAAGAAAUAUCGGAUGAGAUCGAAGAUUACAAAAGUAUGUUACCCGUAGAACCUAAAAGAGGAGGUACAUUGAAAAAAAUUCUCUUAUUUCUUGCUUUCCUCCCUCUGGUGAAUAAUCCAAAUAGUUCUCGCCCAAAUGAAGAAACCGGUUUACGAUUGCAGUACGACUAGAUUCGUCGUUGUGGAAAAAAAUAUUAAAUUAUGCCACACUAACGAAUGUAUACAAUAAGGUAA
Messenger RNA from Galleria mellonella (greater wax moth), 1776 nucleotides. RefSeq names its product cyclic GMP-AMP synthase-like receptor. Lineage: Eukaryota; Metazoa; Arthropoda; Insecta; Lepidoptera; Pyralidae. The coding region runs from base 142 to 1713 and encodes 523 amino acids. The record is from RefSeq and is a predicted model, not a curated record. The transcript is spliced from 5 exons.